Phacochoerus africanus (Common warthog) is the source of this 3091-nucleotide messenger RNA. RefSeq names its product DLG associated protein 5 (gene DLGAP5). Gene Ontology annotation, biological process: mitotic spindle organization; signaling; regulation of mitotic cell cycle. Gene Ontology annotation, molecular function: microtubule binding. Gene Ontology annotation, cellular component: spindle pole centrosome; cytoplasm; nucleus. The transcript has 19 exons. The record is from RefSeq and is a predicted model, not a curated record. Lineage: Eukaryota; Metazoa; Chordata; Mammalia; Artiodactyla; Suidae. The coding region runs from base 143 to 2692 and encodes 849 amino acids.
AGGCUUGGUGCGGGAAGUUUGAAUUUUGCUGAGUCUUGGGCUCAGGGCGUUUCUUCUUCGGAGGUGGCGGUGGUCUCCUAGGCCCGGAGAGUUUCUUCACUUUUAGUUUGGUCGAGGUUUCUGCGUUAAAAUCUGCCUCAGGAUGUCUUUAUCACAUUUUGCCAGUCGACAUAGAAAGGAUUUAAGUACGGACAUGAUUAGAACUAAAAUUGCUCAUAGGAAAUCAUUGUCUCAGAAAGAAAACAGACAUAAGGAAUAUGAACGAAAUAGACACUUUGGUUUGAAAGAUGUCAACAUUCCAACCUUGGAAGGUAGAAGCAUUCUUGAAUUACAUGAGACAUCUCAAGAGCUUGUUCCAGAAAAGGCCGGUGUCAAGCCAAGGUCAUUGAAAACUGUUCUAAGUGAUCAACGAAAACAGAUGCUUCAAAAAUACAAAGAAGAAAAGCAGCUUCAAAAAUUGAAAGAGCAGAGAGAGAAAGCUAAACGAGGAGUAUUUAAAGUGGGUCUUUAUAGACCUGUUAUGCCUUGUUUUCUUACCUCAAACCAGAAUACUAUGAAGAUUGAGCCAAAAAAGGCUGUUGCAUCUUCGGUGCGGAUUACAAGGUCAAAGGCUAAAGACCAAAUGGAGCUGACUGAGAUUGAUACACGGAGUGAUGUUCGAGCAGUUCGACCUGGUCAAAGACAGACUUCUGAAAAGAAAGUGUUGGACAAAGAGAAAAAAGCUAUUCAACCUGUAAUACCACCAAUGAGAAUGACUCGGUCAGCUACUCAGGCAGCAAAGCAGGUUGCCAGAACAGUCUCAUCCACAGCAGCAACAAAGCCAGUGACAAGAGUUGCUAAUGAUAAUGAAGGAGAAAGAAAGUUUUCAAAUCAAGGAAGACCUGCCAAAAAGAUAGAAACAAAACUUGAUAAGGUCAUUUCUUUUAAAACCGAGUUUAGUAGUUUCUUCACUGAAAAUACUUUGGAUUCACAAACUAGUGCAACAAAUGAAAUGGAUCCAGAUGGAGUCUUAUCAAAAACAGAAACUUUACCUAAAACAGAUACUGCAAAAAUGAAAGGGAAGAAUUCCUUUGCACCUAAAGAUUUUAUGUUUCAGCCACUAGAUGGUCUGAAGACCUAUCAAGUAACACCUAUGACCCCCAGAAGUGCCAAUGCUUUCCUGACACCCAGUUAUACCUGGACCGCUUUCAACAUAGAAGUUGAUAAGACUCAAGCAACAAAAGAAAUCUUGGCACAAAAAUGUAAGACCUACUCUGCCAAAACAGAACAUCAAGAUUCAAGUAAAUUACAAUGUUCUUUGGAUUCUGUAACAGUUUCAGAUAAAGAACAUGUCUUAAAUAAAAAUGAAUUUACUAAUAAAAAUUCAAAUAGCCAUUCAAUAAAAGAGGUUGUCCCAUUACUUGAAAUAAAUGAAGAUCAGAUACCUCAGCCACAUGAUGUGCCAUACUUCAGAAAUAUUCUCCAAUUGGAAACUGAGAAGUUAACUUCACACUGCUUUGAAUGGGACAGAAAGCUUGAAUUGGACAUUCCAGAUGAUGCUAAAGAUCUUAUUCGCACAGCAGUUGGCCAGACAAGACUUCUCAUGAAAGAAAGGUUCAAACAGUUUGAAGGACUGGUGGACAAUUGUGAAUAUAAACGAGGUGAAAAGGAGACUACCUGUACAGAUCUGGAUGGAUUUUGGGAUAUGGUUAGUUUUCAGAUAGAAGAUGUAAACCAGAAAUUUAACAAUCUGACCAAACUUGAGGAAUCUGGAUGGCAAAGCAGUAACAAUACAAGCAAAAAAGUUGUUAGAAAAAAACUUGUCUCAGGUACAGCAAGUAAACCCAAACCAGAUGAUGGUGGAAGACUUGCAGCUAGAAAUCGCCUGGCUGCCAUAAAAAACAAAAUGAGAGAGAGAAUUAAGCAGGAAGAACAUGCUGAGGCGGCAGCCUCUGCCAUGCCAAAGGAAGUUGAUAAAAUAGUGUUUGAUGCUGGAUUUUUCAGAAUUGAAAGUCCUGUUAAAUCAUUCUCAGGACUUUCUUCUGAACGUCUUUCUCAAAGACUGGGAACACCUAAGUCUGUCAGCAAAGCUGUGGCUGAGGGCAGGGCUGAGAUGGGUCUUCUGAAACAAACUACAACAUCACCAGAGAAUCCUCAUCCUCAGAGUCCCAAAAGUGAACAUAUUGAUAAGACUUUGAUUUCAAAUAUUCCUGAAAACAGGAAGAGCAUAGUGAAAGAUACUAAGUGUCCUGGAUUACAAAAUUUAAUUGAAGUAAACCAUGAUGUAAAUAAGAUAAACUUUGAGAUAGAUUGUUUACCCAGUGAAAGAAUGAGUUGGGCUCUCCUUGCUGGCAAAGUGGCAGAUGAUGUUAACACUAACAAAAAGGAAGAAAUUUCAGAUGUGGAAGGAAUAGAAGUAAAUUCAGUUACAUCAGAGGAUAUUUUGAUGACUACCCCUGAAAAAAAUACACCAUCACAAAAAAAUGUCUCACUGGAAGAGGAAACAAAAAUUUCUCAGUCAGUACUCUUUGACAAUAAAAGUCUCACUACUGAAUGCCAUCUCCUUGAUUCACCAGGCCUAAACUGCAAUCACACAGUCACUCAGGUGGAGAAGAGACAUCAAGAAUGUACCAGACACAUUUCCUUUGGUGGUAACCUGAUUACCUUUUCACCUCUAAGGCCCCUCAGUGGAGAACAACCAGAAGAAAUCUGAAUUUAAAAAUAAAUACAGGUGUUUUCUUCAUGUUAUCAAUCCUGUGAUAUAUUAGAAUAUUGAAAAGUUGAAGAAAAUGUAUUUUCUUUAUGUUCACUUCUCUUCAACACAUUUAUAUAGCAUCAUACAGUUGGCCCUCCAUGUGCAGAUGUAGAACCCAUGGAUACUGAGUGCCUACUGUGCGGGACUUGAGUAUUCUCGAAUUAUGGUAUCCCUGUGUGUGUGUGUCAGGGGAGUCCUGGAGCCAGUUCCACUGAGAUACUAAGGGAUUACUGGGUACUGUAUUAAUACGCAGUAUUCAUCAAAGUGUGUUUUAGAUAUGAUACUGUUUUUCAAGGGUAGUUGGGAUAUUUUGUGUAUUAACCAUGCAGAAUAAAAAUGUAUUUACUUAGUGCCUUG